CCCCGAUCCCCGCCAGGCUGCAGGCGCCGGGCCCGGGCCGUCAGGGCAGCUGUGACCCUUGCGCUCAGCGAGUGGCGAGUUGGGGGUGCGCCCGGAUCCCCGCCCCCGGGAUCAUGGGGAAUGGCAUGACCAAGGUACUUCCUGGACUCUACCUCGGAAACUUCAUUGACGCCAAAGACACGGAUCAGCUAGGCCGGAAUAAGAUCACACACAUCAUCUCCAUCCACGAGUCACCCCAGCCUCUGCUGCAGGACAUAACCUACCUUCGCAUCUCAGUGGCCGACGCCCCUGAGGUACCCAUCAAAAAGCACUUCAAAGAAUGUAUCAACUUCAUCCACUGUUGCCGCCUCAAUGGGGGAAACUGCCUUGUGCACUGCUUUGCAGGCAUCUCCCGAAGCACCACCAUCGUGACGGCAUAUGUGAUGACUGUGACAGGACUGAGCUGGCGGGACGUGCUUGAAGCCAUCAAGGCCACGCGGCCCAUCGCCAACCCCAACCCAGGCUUUAGGCAGCAGCUUGAAGAGUUUGGCUGGGGCAGUUCCCGGAAGCUUCGCCGGCAGCUGGAGGAGCGCUUCGGGGAGAGCCCUUUCCGCGACGAAGAGGAGGUGCGCGCGCUGCUGCCGAUGUGCGCGCGCUGCCGGCAGGGCUCUGCGAGCGCGGCCUCUUCCCCCGCGCCCAGCUCCUCGGCCUCGGAGGGGACCUUGCAGCGCCUGGUGCCGCGGUCGCCCCGGGAAGCCCACCGGCCGCUGCCGCUGCUGGCGCGCGUCAAGCAGACUUUCUCUUGCCUCCCGCGGUGUCUGUCCCGCAAAGGCAGCAAGUGAGGAUCCUGCCCCGCCGUGGCGCCCCUCGGCCUCUCGACCGGUCCCCUUCGGGGAUUGUCUGCGCCUCCCACGGCCUUCAGGACGGGCCCAGAGCCUGUGGGAGCCCCGCGGCGGCCUGAUCCCCGCCCCUGCCCCCUUCUCGCCUUGCUUGUCUGCGUCCGCGGUCAGUGUGUCCUCCAUCUGUGUGUGUGGCUCUGUGUCUGGGCCGGCCUGCUGCAGCUACCUGGUGCCUUAGUUCUUGGGCUGGGGGAGGGUGCCCCCGGCCCCCCCUCCCAUUAAAGGCGGUGGGAGUGGG
Messenger RNA from Lagenorhynchus albirostris (white-beaked dolphin), 1116 nucleotides. It is a transcript of the gene DUSP15, whose product is annotated as dual specificity phosphatase 15. Lineage: Eukaryota; Metazoa; Chordata; Mammalia; Artiodactyla; Delphinidae. The record is from RefSeq and is a predicted model, not a curated record. Gene Ontology annotation, cellular component: cytosol. Gene Ontology annotation, biological process: positive regulation of JNK cascade; transforming growth factor beta receptor signaling pathway; regulation of cell population proliferation. Bases 114 to 821 code for a protein of 235 amino acids. The transcript has 7 exons. Gene Ontology annotation, molecular function: protein tyrosine/serine/threonine phosphatase activity.